GAAACUGUUUUCAGUGCUUUUAUCUCUGCAAGUUUGAUCUUCAGUGGUCUCCUCUCAUCAAUGCAGACUGCAAACCCCAGCUGUCCUUUGCAAAACAAGCCCAGCUUCCCCGCCUCCUCCUCCUCCUCCUUCUCUGUCUUUUAAAUGGCAGACAUGAAGCCUCGUAAUCCCUACUUCGCUUGUGCAUGCAGCUUUAACAACGUGCUUUACCAAUGGGAGUGGAGCACACUUCCGUUUAUCUGAGCUCAUCCUGUGUGAUAAUUCCAGUGCGAUUUCCUCUCCCGUUUCGAUACAGAAUGUGGAAUUAGUGGCUGUCGCAUCUCUGUUUCCUCCCACAGCCGGACAGCCACAGAAGGCCACAAUAUGUAUCGAGAUUUUACUACCAGUUAGGUUUUCUGUAGAAGCACUGACUGCUUCGGUUUGUGUUCACCAGUCCACUCUCGGCCUUGACCACUACCUGGCACUGGGGUCUAUUUUAAUGAUCUAGACCAUGACAGACCUUAAUACCACCGGCCUGUAAACUCAGGACUUCUCGGUCCCUGACCACCUUUCAGCGCCUCCUCAAGACACACCUGUUCAGACAGCAUCUGUAAACCUCACAGCUCUCCACUAUGCUGGACUAGACGGCACCCAGCUGUACCAGUGCUUGCAUCAGCUUGUGCUUGCACUGAACUGCUCCACACUUUGCUGUAUUCCACCACUGCUCUCAAUCACAAUUCAAUUUUCUGUAUCUUGUGUUUGAUUUUACUCUUAAAGGUAACCGUACGCACGUUUUCUGUAAUUGCUCUUAUUUGAAAUCGUUCUUAUUAAUUUGUUAUACUAACUACUUGCCCUUAAUGGAAUUUACAUGUAUAUCCAAACAUUUUUAAGUUUAACUGCUCUGUCGUAAUCGCUCUCCAACGUAAUUAUUUACUGUAUUUUUAAAUUUCUCUUACUUUGCUCUUAUUGUAUUCUAUAACUGCUAUUAUCUGUAAUGUGAUACUUCCUAAGAACUAUAAGUCACCCUGGAUAAGGGCGUCUGCUAAGAAACAAAUAAUAAUAAUAAUUAUUAUUAUUAAUCUUGGCAGCCUAUGUAUCUAUGUAUGCAUGUUCAGUGCAGCAGGUACAUAUUCACCAGUCCCUACCCAGGUGUGUCUCCUCCUUCCUCGCUGUUCCUCUACCUGUUUUGAGCCCCCCUCCCUGGGGCGUGCCUCUCUUUGAAGCUGGAUCAGGUAAGCACAUAGACUGAGAUCUGACAGGGAAGGAAAACUCAAACCUGCAGCAGGAGAGAUGCUGUCUGCAGAGCUGUGAGGAGCCUGGACUGGAACUGGCAGACACACAGGAUAGCAAAGGGCUGCGGACUCGCUCGCUCGCUCACCUCACAUGCGCUGCACACAACACUGUGACUAAUAAGGAGCGGAUGCAUCUACAGCUGACUGCACCCUGAGCACAACCCAACCGAAUCAACACAGCUAAGAAACUGAAGGUUACAGCCUGGGCCGUGACGCUGCCCUGUCACACGUAGAGUCAGAAGUGAGAAGUACCCAGAACAAAAAAAAAACAUACAGGAACAAACAAAACACGAGCCAGCAUACACUUUAUUUGAAGUCAAGGAGGUGCUGAAAUCCUGCUUAACCACCUACAGCUGUUUGUAAUUCUAAUUAAAAAUGAUCGCUGUGGUGUGACGGGAGGUGGACAUACCUGUAUAAAAAAGAAAAAACACUAAGCGGUAUAUCAGUCCAGUGAAUCUCUUUGAUUGCCAGUGAGGAUGAACAGUGGCUUCUCGCGCAGACCCACCGUGGUCCCUGGGAGCUGUGUGCAGUACGGGAUAGCACCCUCUGGUGGUCACAUCCAAUCACACCACCACCCGCACCCACACCGCCCCCCUGGGGGGCACGGGGACCCCCUGGCGCACGUGCCCUUCUUGCUGUACCCCGCUAACGUCGACCCCGGCUACUACGACACGUCCUACGGGGGCGCCCUGUUUCCCUACGUCCCUUUCCACGGGCGCCUCGGGGUGUACGACUGCCCGUUCGAGCCCGCUUUCAUCCUGAAGCGCAACGAGCGGGAGCGCCAGCGGGUGAGGUGCGUGAACGAGGGCUACGCCCGCCUGAGGGACCACCUGCCUGGCACCGCGUCUGAGAAACGGCUCAGCAAAGUGGAGACGCUACGAGCAGCCAUCCAGUACAUCAAGUACUUACAGGAGCUGAUCAGCAGGAUGCCAACCAGGGGCUCGGGAGGGGAGCCCGAGGCAGAGGAGAGAAACAACAAGGCUUCCACAAAUACCAGUUCAGCAGAGCCCCUCCCCAACAGCGACGGGGAAUCGCAGAAUCUGUCAUCCGCCUCUUCAUCCCCCUACUGCCAGUCAGAGGAGCCGAUGAGCUAGGAGACUCUGGGCUCCAUGCUGUACGAUAUUUUAUACAGGCAGACCACACAUGACAGGACAACGACGCCUAGUUACGCUUGCUUCAGCACUGCUGGUCUCUUCCAGCGCAGCGGAACAGGGUAAAUCAUCUCUCUGUGAGCCAGCCAACACUGUAGUGGACCCGGGUUCAAAUUAAACCAGGGACACCUGUUUGAAAAGAGUUACGGGGGUGUCUCGGUCUCCAGGGAUCAUUUCAGUCUCGAAUAGAGGAAGUUCUGGGAUCAGUCGGCUGCUAGGAAUUGGGGGAGGCUAGAGGCUUGAACUGAGGCCCCUCGUUCAGAACAGUAAAACCCCCUGCUGAAAUCCACCUCUCGUAAGAAAACUAAUGUUAUCACUGGUAAUUAGCUAAAAUACUCCUUUUAAAUAAACCGUGAGCCUUUUUUUACAAGAAUUGUGACUUCAGUCUCCACUGGUCCAUCGGUUGGCUUUGUAUCCUAGCUAAGGUAUGUGUGUUAGCUGACACAAAGUCCACUGUAAUGCUAUUUACCCCCAAACAUGGGGUCUGCAUCUUAGCAGAUCUGAUUCAUACCAGCUUUAUAUAAAACCAGCCCUUUCUCUAUAGACUUUCAAACCAUGUACUUCCCAUGACUAAAUCUGUGUGUGUGAGUUUUAUCAUGUCUGCCACAAUAGUUUGUGGUUCUUUUUUUUAUAUAUUUGAAAACACUGUGUAUAUUGCUGCUGGUGCAAAAUAUUUAAUUUCAUUUCAUCUUUGUUUAAUUAUUGAAUUUUCAUGCUUCUUUUGCACUUUACCCAAACUUAGGUAUUUCUUUUUGUAUGUGUAGAACUGUCCUAGAAAUUAAGAAGCAAGGCAGUGCCUUCUGUUGCAAAGCAAUUUCUAAUAAAACGUAUUUAAA
Messenger RNA from Acipenser ruthenus (sterlet), 3258 nucleotides. RefSeq names its product achaete-scute homolog 5-like. The record is from RefSeq and is a predicted model, not a curated record. The transcript has 3 exons. Gene Ontology annotation, molecular function: DNA-binding transcription factor activity, RNA polymerase II-specific; RNA polymerase II transcription regulatory region sequence-specific DNA binding; protein dimerization activity. Bases 1748 to 2365 code for a protein of 205 amino acids. NCBI's taxonomy places the organism in Eukaryota, Metazoa, Chordata, Actinopteri, Acipenseriformes, Acipenseridae. Gene Ontology annotation, biological process: developmental process; regulation of transcription by RNA polymerase II.